GAGGUGCGUGCAGUGGUGCGUUGUGAAUGGCGUAAUUGGGCUUGGUGUAGUCGAUGUCGGCCGCCCCCUUCUGGUGUGACGUUAAGUGUUUGUGAAACGCGACCCUUUGCUUUUUCUUUCUGUUUUUGAAGUUAGCAUUUGCUGUAGUAGUGUAGUGUACCGAGACCUUCACUACCGCUGCCCGCAAGUGUAAGGUAGACGAGAAGUGUACGGACGGAAGUAGCGGGCAGAAAAAUAGACAAAUCGAACGGAAAAAAACGUACGAUCGGAAAAACGGCGGCGGCGGUUGUUGCGAGGUAACGCGGCCAACAUCCAAACAACGCGGCGGCAUGUGCGUGUACGUGUGCGCGCGUUUACACGUGUGACUCGGUUGUUGGAACGCUCGGAGGAGGGGGUAGUGAACACAAGCACCCCGAAUAUAUAUAUAUCCUCUUCGAUAAAGAAAAAGAAAACAAGGGUGCGGUAUGUAAAUUGCCCGACAUUCAGGUAAAACAACCACCUACCCCCGAAAACGCAGCAAGGAAGUGAACGAUAGGCAGCAAUAGCUCCGAGAAAGGAGAGACGGCGCACGGGAAGAGGGACAUUUGCCGGCACAACCUCUCCGUCGUGAAGGAAAAGCAUCGGUGCUUAGUGGCAGCGGAAGCGCGGGAAAGCGAACGACGGUGAUCGGCGCCCCGUUGGCCGGCAACCGCGGCAACGUUCCAGGAUGUUCAAGUACAUACCCAUCUUCAAGGGAUGCAACCGGCAGAUCGAGUACGUCGACAACCGGCACUCGUCGCUGCCGAACGUGCCGGAGGAGAUCUUCCGCUACUCCAACAGCCUGGAAGAGCUGCUGCUGGACGCGAACCACAUCCGUGAUCUACCGAAGGGAUUUUUUCGUCUCUACCGUCUGCGGAAGCUGGGCCUGAGCGACAAUGACAUACUUAAGAUUCCCUCCGACAUACAGAACUUUGUCAACCUGGUCGAGCUGGAUGUGUCAAGAAAUGAAAUCGGUGACAUUCCCGACGACAUCAAGCACCUGCGCAGCCUGCAGAUAGCCGACUUCAGCUCGAACCCGAUCUCGCGGCUACCGCCCGGGUUCUCCCAGCUGCGCAACCUGACGGUGUUGGGCCUGAACGACAUGUCCCUCGUCGCCCUGCCGCAAGACUUUGGCUGUCUGUCGAAGCUGGUGUCGCUGGAGUUGCGCGAGAACCUGCUGAAGAACCUACCGGAGUCAAUUAGCCAGCUGACGAAGCUGGAGCGGUUAGAUCUGGGCGACAACGAGAUCGAUGAGCUUCCGUCGCACCUGGGCUACCUGCCGUCGCUGCAGGAGCUCUGGCUGGACCACAACCAGCUGCAGCGUUUACCGCCUGAGAUUGGCUUACUAAAGAAAUUAGUAUGCCUGGAUGUCUCAGAGAAUAGAUUGGAGGAGUUGCCGGAGGAAAUCGGCGGGCUGGAGUGUCUGACCGAUCUGCACCUGUCGCAGAACCUGCUGGAAAUGCUGCCGAAUGGGUUCUCGCGGCUGGUCAGCCUGUCGAUCCUGAAGCUGGACCAGAACCGGCUGCACACACUGAACGACAGCAUCGGGUGCUGCGUGAACAUGCAGGAGCUCAUCCUGACGGAGAACUUCCUCAACGAGCUGCCGGCAACCGUGGGCAACAUGCUCGUGCUGAACAACCUGAACGUCGACCGGAACUCGCUGGUGGCGGUACCGCGCGAGCUCGGCAAUUGUCGCCAGCUCGGCGUGCUGAGCCUGCGCGAAAACAAGCUCACCCGCCUACCCUCGGAGCUCGGCAACUGUACCGAGCUGCACGUGCUGGACGUGUCCGGUAACCUGCUGCAGCACCUGCCGUACUCGCUCGUCAACCUGCAGCUGAAGGCGGUGUGGCUGUCGGAAAACCAGUCCCAGCCACUGCCCACGUUCCAGCCGGACGUGGACGAGGUGACCAAGGAGCAGGUGCUGACGUGCUUCCUGCUGCCGCAGCAGCGCUACGUACCGGCCAACCCGAGCCACCGCGAGGAUACCGACUCGGAGAACUGGGAGGAGCGCGAGGCCUCGCGGACGCACUCGGUCAAGUUCACCGAGGACUUCAACGCGGACAAGGACAAACCGUUCGUGCGCCAGAACACGCCCCACCCGAAGGAGCUGAAGAUGAAGGCGCACAAGCUGUUCGCGAAGGAGCGCAAGUCGGACGACCUGUCCGGCAACCUGGACACACUCUCGGAGGAGUCCGCCUCGCGGCCCUCGCUGCUCAACCGCUCCGGGUACGGGGCGGCCACGAUGGAGGACAUCCAGGGUGCCAUGCCGACCGAGACGGCGCCCGGCGAACCGGAGGGCCAUUCCAACCAAGCGCUGCUCGACACCGACGACUACCCGGACGAGGACGGCUACGAGAAGCGGGUCGGCUUCGAGGUGAACGAAGACCACGAGGAGGGGGACGACGGUGGUGGUGAGGGUGACCGGCAGCACCAGCAGUACCAGCAGUACGGCGACGAGAGUGACGAGAACGGCGGCAAGAAGCCUAUCUCCAAGCUGCACCGCAGGGAUACGCCGCACCAUUUGAAGAACAAGCGUGUGCACCAUACCAUCACUGACAAGAAUACUAAUCUAAUGUUCACCUCGCUGAAACUAAAAGAACUGUCCCCGCCGAAGCUGGACGAGCAUCCGACGGUGGAGCAGUCGCAGGCUGCGACGCAAUCCGCCACCCAUCCCGAAGAUACCCUCGAUGCGUACACCGCACUCCGGGAGGAACGGCUCGAGAUCCACAUCGAGCGCACGUCCGCCGGGCUGGGCCUCAGCAUAGCGGGUGGGCGCGGCUCGACCCCGUUCAAGGGCGACGACGAGGGCAUCUUCAUCUCGCGCGUCACCGAGAAGGGCCCGGCGGAUCUGGCCGGGUUGAAGGUUGGCGAUAAGGUACUUAAGGUCAAUGGAAUCUCGGUGGAGGAUGCCGAUCACUACGAUGCGGUCGAGGUGCUGAAGGCGUGCGGCUCGGUGCUCGUGCUGUUCAUUGCCCGCGAGGUAACGCGCCUCAUCGGACACCCGGUGUUCGACGAGAGUGGCUCGGUGGCACAGAUCAGUGUGACCGACCACCAGCACUCGGACGCUGAAGGUAAGCUAGCGAUGGUUUCGCCGCCGCCACCACCACCCGUGUCGCUCGGCAUUCCGACCAGCGACAACAACGGGUACCUGGGGUCGGCCGCUCCCUCACCGAACACGGUUGGGCUGCCGAAUGGUGCCGCCGGCGUCUCCGGUGGCGCCAACCUCGGCGAGAUGCUGGCGAACGGCAACGAGAUCACGCAGAAGAUCAUCCUGCACACGACGCUUAUCCGCGACCAGAUCGGGCAGGGACUCGGAUUCUGCAUCGCCGGUGGUAAGGGACACGCACCGUUCAAGGACGGCUCCGAGGGCAUCUACAUUUCGCGCCUGAACGAGAACGGUGUCGCACACAAGGACGGCAAGAUAAUGGUGGGCGAUCGUGUGCUUGCGAUAAACGGUGUCGACAUUACCAACGCCCACCAUGACUAUGCGGUGCAGCUCCUGACCGACCAUCAGCGCUUCGUGCGGCUGGUGGUGCAGCGAGAGGUAAAGGGACCACUGGAUGCACUUCACAGUCCGCGCAGUCCACUCGUCGGCCCCGCCGGUGUCGGAACACGUACCGGGGCCGGCAGCUACCGAGCCGGAUACACUGGUUACCGACGCUCGACGACAGACGACCAGCUCGCUGAAAACAAUGGCAGCAGUCCGCUUCAGUCCGGCGAAGCAGCCCGGGCUGCAGGUCUCGAGGUCGAUGCCAAGGCGCACGACCAACAAAAGGUAACUGGCAAUGGUGGGCCUCCCGCUCUCAGUUCACUAAGCUCAUAUGCACCGCCAUCGGUACCGCACCAUCACCAACACCUGCCAUCGUCUGCUGCACAUGAGUCACACCAUCAGCAGCAACAGCAACAGCAGCAGCAGCAGCAUCAACAACAAUCGCAUCUGCAAUCGCAAUCACAUACGCAAUCGCAGCCUCCCCUACCAGCACCCCGUACAGUAUUAAUGCAAAACGUAAAUAACACCCACAAGCAAAACAUCACUAGCUACGAUGGUAGCAACGGCGUGCCGCCAAAGCAGCAGCAACCGUCGGAUCCGCAAUCGGCGAUGCAGGUCGCCACCGGAAACGGCACGGGGCUGGCGGGUAGCACUAACAAUAACGGAGUGGUCUCUCACUCCACACACGACGACCCACAGGUGUCAGCCAGGCCCAUGACCAGCGCAGACUUUCAGGCCAUGAUACCGUCUCACUUUAUCAGCGGCGGGCGGCAAGUAAACGUGGACCGGUCGGACCACGGACCCUCGGUGACGGUGACGGUGCAGAAGGCCGUGCCGGACAUGCCGAUGCUGCCGCCAGCGCCGACCGAGCUCGGCACCGUGACCGAAACGAUUACCAAGUCAACGUUCACUGAGACGGUAAUGACCCGGGUUACUGACAAUCGCUUAUUGGAACCACUAAUCAGCGAGGAGGUCGUACUGCCGAAGGAUCAGGGCUCACUAGGAUUCAGUAUUAUCGGAGGUACCGAUCAUUCCUGCACCCCGUUCGGAGGUAACGAGCCGGGAAUAUUCAUUUCACACAUCGUUGCCGGCGGUAUUGCGGCGCUUUCCGGUAAGCUGCGUAUCGGUGAUCGGAUCCUGAAGGUGAACGGUACCGACGUAACGCAGGCCACGCACCAGGAAGCGGUAAUGGAGCUGCUGCGACCGUGUGACGACAUCAAGCUGACGGUUCAGCACGAUCCGCUGCCGGCCGGGUACCAGGAGGUACACAUUGUGAAGCAGGAAGGUGAAAGAUUGGGAAUGCAUAUCAAGGGUGGCCUGAACGGGCAGCGUGGCAAUCCGCUCGACAUCACGGACGAAGGAGUGUUCAUCUCGAAGAUCAAUACGAACGGGGCGGCGAAGCGUGACGGCCGUCUGCGCGUCGGCAUGCGCAUCCUGCAGGUGAACGGUCUGUCGCUGUUGGGCUCGACGCACCAGGAAGCGGUCGAUGCGUUGCGCGCCACCGGUAACCAGCUACAUCUGGUCGUCUGCAAGGGCUACGAGAAGGCGGAUCUGCUGCAUCUGGCCGGUAGCGCCGGCGGCAUGAGUACCAGCCUAAGCAAUAACGGGGAAAAUGCUCGGAUCGGCUCGCGCGCUUCGGAAACGGGAUCCGAACUCAGCCAGAGCGUUUCCAGCCUGGACCGGGAUGAUUCGGUUCUGUUGACGGACGCGCACCGGAAGCUGAGCGUGGACAAGAUCGACGAGGAGGUGACACCGCCCCAGAAUGCCGCCAGCACGGAGGCACUCGAGCAGCAGGCACCGCAGGAAGUGGUGAGUGCCACCUCCCGGGCGCUCGCAAGUGUCAAUCCCCAGGACCAACAGGUAGCAGUUUUGCCGAAGGAAAAAAGCACACCCGAGAAGGUGUUAGACAUCGUGCGGGCCGCCGAAUCGCUGGCCCUCGGGGGUCCGUUGGUCGAGAACGGUCCGCCGAAGUCCCCGACGGAAACGCCUUCCGAAACCUUGCAGAAGACGACCACCAUCGUGAUGUCGAAGCACACCCUAGACACACAAGCACCUCAGUCCCCACCGUUGGGGCCAAAAACACCGAAGAGCGUGUCGGACAAGAAGCGGUUCUUCGAGAACGCGAUGGAAGACCAGCAGAAGCCAACGCCGAAGUCAGAGAAAGUCUUCUCCUUUCUAUCGCAAGAUGAGGUAGAAAAGUUGAAGCAGGAAGAGGAGCGCAAGAUCGCGACGCUGGGCAGGGAGAAGAUCCACCGGCGCUUCGACGGCGACGAGGACGACGACGAUGAUGACGAGGACGACGACGACGAAGGGCGCGACGAUGACGACAAUGCGAAGGAGCAUUCCGAGGACGACCAGAGCCGUCGCCGAUCGCCGGCGGCGCAGGAAACGGAAACGGACAAGUCCGACAUAAACGAUAACAACAUGAGUCCGACGCCGGCGUCGAUCGUGCGGGAUGAGCUGGUGCGAUCGCCGGUCGCCGAGUCGACGGUCACGCAGCAGAAGCUGACCCCGUCGCAGUUCGCGUCGCCGCUGGUCGCGAAGACCCCGAUCAGUCGCAUCCCGAUCCGGACGGCCAACGCGGAGAAGCGAGCGCGGGCCAACAACUGUCUGCCCCCGGAGUACGACGAGUCGAAGCUGAGCCCGUCCGAGAUACGAGCGUUGCGCGCGCAAAAGCGAGCCGCCUGGAGACAGGCGCGACUAAAGUCGCUGGAAAACGAUGCGCUGCAGGCGCAGAUUAUGAUUCAGACGAUGAACGCAGCCAUGCUGCACGAUGAUGGCACCGCCGGAGGUGGUGUCGGCACGAACGCCAACUAUGCGUCCGGCAAGCUGGUUGCGGACGGCGAAUCGAUGUUGCAGGAGGGUGAGAACGCACAACACCAACAGCAGCAAGUGUUGCAGGUCCUAGAUGAGGAGGUUGAAACGAUGCGAGAGAAAAUAAUCAUGUUUGAGCUGGAAGACUCAUCGUCCGGAGACAGCGAGCGGAUUGACGAGCACGACGGAGUGACCAACACCACAAGCACGGCCAGCGCCGCAGAGGAGCUGCCCAGUGACGAGGUUCGGGUGGAUGAGGACACAGCACCACCGUGCGCCGAGGAAACAUCGAGCACCGUACAAACGAUCGUCGAGGUGAUCAACCCCAUCCUGACGGGCGAUGGCCAACCGCACGACAUCGCGAUCGGGCGAUACAACGACGUGUACGGCGGGGAGGACUCGUUUGCGUUCGCGUCCGACUCACCCAGCUCGGCCACCGGGGGAGGCGAGUAUGGUUCGGCGAGGUUUGCGUACGAACCGACCGGACCGUACGAGUCGAUCAACGUCAAGAUGAAGCACGUGCUGCGCGAGCUGAAACAGUGCGAGAAGGUGAAGCAGAACCUUUCCAAGAGUCUCACCGAGGAGGAACUACGAGAGCAGAACGAUCGGGACGAUGAAGAGGAGGAUGAGGAGGAGGAGGAGAAGGAAGAGAUGGAGGGUAGCUAUGAGUACCGGAUCGACCCUGCCGCCGAGUGGAAGGAGCAGCCAGACGAAGCGGACGUUGAGCGUUACGAGGAGAAAACGGGCGCCAUCGGAACGGUGUUUAUGGUGCGCGAGCGGCUCAUCAACGACUUUUACACACACCAAAACGAGCUGGCGUACGAACAGCAGAACCAUCAAAAAUACCAACAACAGCCAACGCACGACGUCGUCGAAGACGCUGUCUACGACGGGGAGGAGGAGGAGGAGGAUGAGGAGGAAUCGUACCGCGAUUGUGAGGUGAUCACCAAUCCGAAUGCCGAAGGCUUUGCGGUGGACUUCGACACGCGGGAAGCGGGCAAGAAGCUGUUCCAGCAAACGAUACACUCCGAGAAGCUGAAAGCUGCCUUUGGCACAGGUGAGGACGAUGACGACGAGGACGAGGGCGAGAAGAGUGAUGCCGGCGACGAUCGGCGCAACGGGAACACCCCUGUAACGCCUGCAGUUAGUGCCUCCAGCUCCACCGCAGCUGCAAUGUCGACGGCAUCGACGACGACAGCGGCGACGACGGCGAACACGAUGGUGACGGACACGGUCAUGCACUCCGAGACCACCGUCGAGAAGAGCGAACAGGUGGAAUCUUCCACCGGGUCCGGGGUGAAUGGUAGCGGCAAGCGGAAGAAGCGAAAGGGUAAAAAGAAGAAGUAAAACCCAAGCCAGGGAAAGCGCGCACGGGAAACAACGGUUCAAAGGUAGUCGCUACUCCACGAAAAAGAGUACGGUCCUCCGGUGUCCAAGCACAUUCCAAGCUCACGUUUGUCCGCGGGACAUCCGGAGAGUCGCGAGAUCUCUUUCGGUGGAGAGUUCUUCUUUACCCAUCUUUGGCAUAACGGCGAUGUUUCCCCCUUUGUUGUUCGUGGAAAGUCAGUCCUCUCGUACAGGGGAGUAGGUUCAGGUACGCCAAGGCGUACUGAAACCUUUAACAACACACGAUUGAAACCCACAAUUGCUAACGACACCCACCAACAACUGGUCUAUCUUUCAACCGUUGCUCCAAUGUUGCCGCGAACACCCUCCAUCGUUAUCCACCCAUUCACAAUCCAAGCCGAAUCCGAAUCUUCCAGCGGUGACGCGCCCGGUCCAGCGCAGCACUCCUACUAGCGAAUUUUAAUCAGAUUUUAACAGCAUUCCGGUCCGCACCCGGGAAC
This is a messenger RNA of Anopheles coustani, 8169 nucleotides long. It is a transcript of the gene scrib, whose product is annotated as protein lap4. Gene Ontology annotation, molecular function: protein binding. The record is from RefSeq and is a predicted model, not a curated record. Gene Ontology annotation, biological process: neurotransmitter receptor transport, endosome to postsynaptic membrane; neurotransmitter receptor transport postsynaptic membrane to endosome. The coding region runs from base 707 to 7669 and encodes 2320 amino acids. NCBI's taxonomy places the organism in Eukaryota, Metazoa, Arthropoda, Insecta, Diptera, Culicidae. The transcript has 22 exons. Gene Ontology annotation, cellular component: postsynaptic density; postsynaptic membrane; adherens junction.